UUCCUUACCAUUCACUAUAUAUAUCAACACCCACUCUCCCAACCUUGCUUACUUCAUUCCUCUCUUCUAUCACUAUACUUCUUUGUAUUCUCUCAAUACUUUUCAUCAUAUUCCUACUUUCUUUCUUUCUUUCUUUCUUUCUUUGUGUGAGUAAGCUCUCUCUCUCUUUCUCUCUCUCUCUCUCUCUCUAGCUAGCUAUUGCUCUUUUUUUUUUUUCUUAUGGAAGGUCAAGAAGAAGUAGCUGUCAUGGGGUCUAAUGGCCACACCCAAAUCGUCAAAGGCAAGCGUACCAAGCGCCAGAGGCCCUUGUCUCCCUUUGAUCUUGCUCUCACUUCUAGCUCAUCAAGUGUUGGGCUUGCUGGUAGUGGUAACACUAGUGAUUAUGCUUCGAUUUCAUCACCAUCAGCAGGAACUAAUUGCGAAGUGGAUGUAUAUGAGAGCACUGAAGAAGAGGAAGACAUGGCUAAUUGUUUGAUACUCUUAGCCAAAGGUGUUGGCACAAGGCAAUCACCAGAAUUAGCCACAACCACAACAACAGCAACUACUGCUACUACUACUACCAAGUCCGGGUUCUAUAUUUACGAGUGCAAGACUUGUAACCGGGCUUUCCCUUCAUUUCAAGCCCUUGGUGGUCACAGAGCAAGUCACAAAAAGCCUAAGCCGAUGAUAGAAGAGAAAAAAGCAGCACCAACAGCAACACCACCAUCCACAGAAUAUGUUGAAGAAGCGCAAAUCAAUAUUAGAAACAAUUGUACCACUAGUUCUCCUCCCAAACAUGUCCAAAUUGGUGCAGCACCCAACAAAGGUUUGAUCAAUACCAACAACAACAACAAGACCAAAAUCCAUGAGUGUUCCAUAUGUGGUUUGGAAUUUAUGUCUGGUCAAGCCCUUGGUGGACACAUGAGACGGCAUAGAUCAGCAGUAGCAGCAUCACCAAGCCAAAUGGUGACGAUGGGCGUUGAAACAACAAUAAGUACCACUUUGGAAUCCAAGCACGUUGAGAUCAAGCCAAGAAGAAAUAUUCUAUCUUUGGAUCUAAAUCUUCCAGCACCAGAAGAUGAUUCUAAGUUCCAAUUCACAUCAGCAGCAGCACAACAAAGUCUUGUGUUCUCCGCCUCAGCCUUGGUGGAUUGCCAUUACUAGGAUGUGACGGAAACAAAAAAAAAAAUCAAAAAAAAAAAAAUUAUUGGUUAUUCUUGAUCAUUGUGAAUUAUUA
Quercus lobata is the source of this 1216-nucleotide messenger RNA. RefSeq names its product zinc finger protein ZAT5-like. The coding region runs from base 220 to 1143 and encodes 307 amino acids. The record is from RefSeq and is a predicted model, not a curated record. Lineage: Eukaryota; Viridiplantae; Streptophyta; Magnoliopsida; Fagales; Fagaceae. The transcript has a single exon.